CCAUUGAUUAUUUAAGAAUUUCAAUUUAACCGAGAAAUUGAUCAAUCGAAUAGGUUAAUUAACUUUUUCGAGUUCUAAAAAUCUGAAUCGAGAUAUUUUCUGCAAAGUCUGUCCACAGAGUCAACGAAUCACCAAGAGUAAAGGCUAAUUUAAUUACAACUUAAAUAUUACCAUUUAAUUGUCAUUAAGACGUUAUGAACAUUGGGAUUCGAGGACGAAUAUAAAUGUCGAUAAUUAUCCAAUAAAUAUAUAAUCCUAAUUAUGUUUUCACAAUUAGAACAAGCAAAAGUUUAGAUAUCCAGUUGAUUCAAUGAAUAGUUAAUUGUAUUUUUGUCUCUCGAUCAAAAUGUUUCAUUUAAUUUCAUUGCCAAAUUUUUCUUUAAUUUUCAUACUUCUUUCAUCGAUAAUUAGUGUUAAUUGUCAUCUUAUAAUCCACGAAUCAAAUGUUUGGGUUCCAAUUUUUAACAACAGUUUACGAGCUCCUUUUUUCUUUUUCAUUGAUAAUAGAUUUAUAUCAUCUAGUCAUUCGAGUCAAGUUCUCAACACGGACCCUUACGCAGUUGGUCAAAGAAUUAGCGUGAAUGGUUUCUCUCCAGCUUAUUUUUAUUCUCAUAGAUUGAAUCAUUAUCUUUUGCACGUGAAGAACGGCAAUGACUUGUACGUGGAAUAUAUCUUCAGGCCUUCUAUUUUUGAACUAAGUGGUGAAGUCACGAGGCACCCGAUUAAUAAUUCGCAUCGUUUGACUUCCAUUUCUCACGAUAUUUCUUACGAUAUUUCAUUGACUGCAAUUGCAUUUAGACUUGGAGUCAAUGUGCCGAAUUCUCCGUUAUUUUAUUUUGUGACAUUUUCUGAGCCUAUUACAUACAUUUAUGUUACUUUUUUUCCCCUCGAACCCACCGUUGACUCGUUUCAUGUUAUUCAUACUUUCAAGUUUCGUGGAUAUAUUUACUCGUUCGGCUUAAUAACAUUUUUAAACCAAAGGCCGGUUUACUUUAUCUCUCGGAUAUCACGUAUUCGGAUUGAGAAUGGAGUUUCUUAUUAUAAAUACGAACAACUGAGUUCGAUCUAUUUUUCUGAACAUUAUAAUCGAGUUGAUAAAGUUCGAUUUGCAAAUUCUUUUUCGCUCAUGAGAGACGAAAAUUCUUACUCUUUUCUUGCUCUCUCUUUGUAUGUUGCCCAUGAAACUGAAGCUCGCAUCUUUUUGAUUCCAUUUAAUCGGAUAAUCGAUACCUUUCAAAGGCGACUUUACGAUUGUUAUCCUACGCGAACUUUUUGGACUGCUCUUAUUUUCGAUAGAAAUUAUCCUGAUUGUUUUAACGUGAGCCUAAGACCCCAACUAGAAAUAUCUAUGCUAAGAUAUGAUUUUACAGGAUUUUAUCUUGAAAAUAUUCUAACGCAAUACUGGACUCAAAUAAUUGAUUUCGUUCCGUUGGCUCUCGAUGCGACUCCUGGCUAUGUUUUUCUCGUUCUUUCCACGGACAUUCGCUUUACCAGAUAUCGAUAUUCAAUCCACUUUGUCGAUGAAAGUUAUCAUGUCGUGACCCAGUCCUACGAGAGGAUCUUCAAUCUACGGGCACGAAUAAAUCUUCAGUUAUCACAAAUUUAUUACUACGCUUUCAGUCAUCCACGAGUUAUAAUUACACUUAAUCAGUAUACAUACACCGAAUCAAUUAUUCUAUGCCCAUUUCUGCAUGAUUCGUGUAUCGAUUGUUUUACAACUAGAAUUUAUCAUCAAAAUAGUGAUUCAUUUCGAUAUUGUCAUUGGAAUCCAGGAAGAUCCUUUUCAUCGGGUCAAUGUUCAACCGUUGAUCAAAAUUCCCCCAAUUCAAGAGUAAUUAGACCCACGGGUCACACAGAAAAUCCAUGUUUCCAUGUCACUAAUGUUUUGAUAAACAACGAUCCCGAUGCACAGAACUUUCGUAUGGACCUCUAUCUCCUUGGUUUCCAUUCAACGUAUGCAUACAUUUUCCCCUUGACCUUUACGCUUGUCGACAAUACAAUAUAUUCCGUUGUUGGAAAUUGUUCUGUUAUCAAGUAUAACCAGUCAAUGAUUUCCCUGAACUGCAGUCAAGUACAUUCUGGUCAAUAUCGAUUAUCCAUCGUCAUGAUACGACGACGAGGUCCUUAUAAUAUAAGAAAUGAUGAUAACUUGAUCACUUAUAGUGAACCUUUCACGAUCAGCUCGUCAAAACCGAACCCGUCUGAUGAUCAGUUGAUAAUUUUACAAGUUUCCGCCUUUAUUGUUUCUAUGAUUACGCUCGUUGUAUUUAUUAUUGUGGCCAAAAAAGCGUGGAACACUUUGAAAAAGACACCUUUAACUUUCAGAUCUAAAUCAUCACUCAUACCAACAACUUAUUCCCUUGAAUUGAACACCAGCAAAAACGAUUCUUUUGAUCAAGUUCCCAUCAAGUAUUUCACUCCCAAGCUAAAAACAAGAAUAAGAGAUGAGUCUCUCAAAACAAAACCUAAACGAUCAAAGAUUCGUUGUUGAUGAUUAUACUAAAGGGUUUGUAGUUUAAAAAGUUCCAUAUGAAGAUUGGAUAAAAGAAAUUUAAUCUUACCUUAAAUGAUGAUAAUGGUCAAUGUGGAGAUAAAGAUGAUGUGAUUCCGAUGAAGGUGAAAUUAAAGGUCGAAGGCGAAGUGAUCACCUUUUCUCUCCAAACAUUAACUAAUUCUCUUGGUAAAGUUUUCAAUCGUAUUGCUUAACAUUGAUGAUGUUAAUUAAUAUAGAGGACGAAUAUAAAUGCCGAUAAUUAUCCAAUAAAUAUAUAAUCCUAAUUAUGUUUUCACAAUUAGAACAAGCAAAAGUUUAGAUAUCCAGUUGAUUCAAUGAAUAGUUAAUUGUAUUUUUGUCUCUCGAUCAAAAUGUUUCAUUUAAUUUCAUUGACAAGUUUUACAUUAAUUUUCAUAUCUCUCUCAUCGAUAAUUAGUGUUAAUUGUCAUCUUAUAAUCCACGAAUCAAAUGUUUGGGUUCCAAUUUUUAACAACAAUUUACGAUUUCCCUUUUUCUUUUACAUUGAUAAUGGAUUUAUAACAUCUAAUUUCUCGAGUAAUGAUCUCAACACGAACUUAUUAUCCGUUGGUACUCCAAGUAGCGUGAAUAAUUUUACUUCAGCUUAUUUUUAUAAUUCUGAUGGUGUAUUUAUGUUGCACCGGAAGCACGGUGAUCAGUAUUUCGCAAAUUAUGUCUACGUUUAUCCUCAUUUUAAUUUUGCCCAAUUUUCAUCCCAUGGUAUUUAUUUUACUCAUCCUUGGAUUCCCUUAACUCGUAACUCUCACCUUGGGAUGAGUUUUAUUUUUGAACUCGAUUUAACGCUUUCUCCCACAAGUCAUGACACUUUAACGUUAUUUUAUUUUGCGAUAUUUGAAAAUUAUCCUUUUAGGUACACAAAUGGUACUUUUUUUUCAAUCGAACCUGCCGUUGGCCACGUUCGAAUUAUUCAAAGUUUCAAAUUUCGUGAAUAUAUUUACUCUUUCGGCCUUCUAACAUUUUCCUACCAAGUCAAUGUUCAAGUUUACUUCAUUUCUCGGAUAUCAAACAUUCGGGUUGCAGGAGAAGUUCCUCAUUAUGUAUACAAAGAACUGCAUUCGACUUCAUUUCGUCAACUUUAUGGUUCAGUUGAUAAAGUUCGAUUUGUAUAUUCGUCGUCUCCCAUGGUCAAUGAAUCGUUCUCUUCCUUGAUUGUCGUCUCUUAUACUCUCUUUAAUAGUACAAGUCGAGUUGCAGUGUUUCCAUUGGCACCGAUAAACAACAACUUUGAACAGAUUGAUUGUCAUUCUACGGCAACUUUUUGGAAUGCUGAUAUUCUCAACGAAUCUAGUCCAAAGUGUUAUAAUGUCCAACAAAGAGUCGAAACAGAAAUAUUUAUGAUACGUGAAGAUUUUGACGGUUUUAUUCUUGAAAAUAUUCUAACGGAAACCUGGAGUCAAAUGAUGGAUUUCGUUCCAUUGGCACUCGAUGCGACUCCUGGUUAUGUUUUCCUCGUUCUUUCCUCUGACACAAGUUUGAUCAGAUUUCGAUAUUCAGUUCACUUUCUUAGAGAAAAUCGGACUCUUAUAAAACAUCCAUUCGAAAGGAUAUUCAAUCUACAAUUUAUCCUGGAUCUAAGUAUAUCACAAAUUUAUUACUACGCUUUUACUCAUCCACGAGUUUUAAUUACAUUUAAUCAGUAUACUUACACCGAAUCAAUUGUUCUAUGUCCAUUUCUGCAUAAUUCAUGUAUGGAUUGUUUUACAACUAAAAUUUACGAUCAAAAUAGUAGGUUUUUGCGUUAUUGUCAAUGGAGACGAGGAAACUCACUAACAUCGGGUGAAUGUUCAAUGGGUAGUCGAGAGAUCCCUGAUUCGAGAGUAAUUGGACCCAUGGGUUACACAGUAAAUCCAUGUUAUCAUAUCUCUAAUGUUUCGAUAAACAACGAUCCCGAUGCACAGAACUUUCGUAUAGACUUCGAUCUCCUUGGUUUCAAUCCAGCAUAUUUAUCUAUUUUCCCCUUGCACUUUACUUUAGUAGACAAUACAACAUAUUCUAAUAUUGAAAAUUGUUUUAUUACAAGUUAUGAUCAGCAAAGGAUUUCCCUGGACUGCAGUCAAGUUCAUUCUGGUCAAUAUCGGUUAUCUAUCUUUAUGCUUGCACGAAGAGUUCCACAUUAUUUAGCAAGAAAUGACAGCUUGGUCACUUAUAGUGAACCUUUCGCCAUCAUUUCAACACCUAUUACUUCAACCCCUUCGACUCCUUCGACUCCUGAAUCUUCAUCUUCUUACAACCUGUUGAUAUUACAAGUUUGUGCUUUUAUUAUUUGCGUGAUUUUGCUCGCUGUAUUUUACAUUGUAACCAAAAAAGCAAAGGAAACAAUGAACAGUACAAAGAAUCUUUCAUCCAAAAGUUCAUUGUCGGCGAAAAGAAUUCGAUAUAAAUCAUCACUAACUUCCAAAUCUAAAUCAGCAUUCAUACCAAUGGUGUAUUCUCGUGAAUCGCUCUUUAGAGAAAGCAAUCCAAUUGAGCCAAAAGUUACCACGAGCGACCAUUCCAUAUCCAAGACCAUCUCAACAUUUAAACAGAAAAAAAGAAUAAGAAAUUCGUCUCUUGAUACAAAAUCUAAACGAUAAAAGAUUCGCGGUUGAUUAUAAAAACAAUAGAAGAGACAAUAAACAAUUAACCAAAAAGUACAACAAUUUACUCAAAUUUAGAAAUUAAAUUAUACAAUUUACAUGAACAAGAAGAAAUCUUGACCCUUUCGAUGAUGAAUUUAGCAGAUAAAUAGAUCAAUAGAUUCUUUUUCGAGCUCUAAAUGCCAAAUGUAUCGUUUUCGAAAAAAAAACUGAUCCCUCAACCAUCAAAACGCUAAAACUAAAGAAUGAUUUAAUUUAGACUUUGAAUUUAAUAUUGAAAUCGAGAAAUUA
Molecule: messenger RNA, 5400 nt
Organism: Panonychus citri (citrus red mite)
Lineage: Eukaryota; Metazoa; Arthropoda; Arachnida; Trombidiformes; Tetranychidae
Exons: 3
Coding region: 2866-5106 (746 amino acids)
Source: RefSeq, a predicted model, not a curated record